AUGGCUGCGAAAGACCAGGUCGAGAGUUUAACUGAGGAGGCAACAUGCCCCAUCUACCUCGAUUUCUUUGCCGAUCCGGUUAUACUGGAGUGUGGGCACAACUUCUGCCGCUCCUGUAUCACACAGAGUUGGGACAAGGAGAGGAGAAACUCCUGCCCGGAAUGUAGAGAGGAGUUUGUAGACCGCAGCCUCGGGGUGAAUCGAGCUUUGGGGAGACUGUCUGAGAAAGUUCGAACACUGAGCCUAAACCGGACUGAGAAGGAAAGUAAACUUCAGUGCGAGGAACAUCAGGAAGAACUCAAGCUGUUUUGUGAAACGGACAAGAAGCUGAUCUGUCUCUGGGAAAGAUGUCUGUUGACCACCGGAUGUGGUUCGGGUGAAACCCCGGGCAAGGUUUCAGUUGUCCGCCCGCCUGUGCCUGAGGCCGAGCGGCCUCUCCUACCCCUGUCCCGGGGCCGCGCUGCCCGAGUCUCCCCCCGACCGACCACCCCUGAUUCUCUGCUUCUCCCCCCAGUCUCCGUCACCCUGGAUGUGGAAACAGCGCAUCCGCAGCUCGAGGUUUCUGAGGACCGGAAGAGGGUGAGACGGACCCGGACCCGGAGGCGUCUCCCUGACACCGGGAAGAGGUUUACAGACUGGGGGUGUGCGCUGGGAUCGGAGGGAUUCACAUCGGGGAGACAUUGCUGGGAGGUGGAGGUGGCGGGGAAUCAGUGGUGGAGUCUGGGAGUCGCCGCUGAGUGUGUGGAGGGGAAUGGAGAGGACGACCUGACCCCGGAGACUGGAGUCUGGAGCAUCAGGCGGUGGGAUGACGAGUUUGAUGCAUUCAACUCACAUCCAUCCCGUCUCCCCGACCGUCCCAUCCCACGUCUCAGUUACGUGUCCGGGACAGUUUCAUUUUACGACGCGGACACCAAGUCCCCUCUCUACAUCUCCACUGGGAAUAAAUUCACAGAGAAAUGUUAUCCUCUCUUCGGGACUUGUGAUGAAAACUGGCUGAGAACCUGCUCCGGUUCCGCUCCGGGUGUGUAAAAGGGUCGGGUCCCGGGACCGGCGUCAGGAGCGGGGCUCAGUGACUGUGGGGCAGAAACCCGGUGGACAACAGGUCGGCGCUGGACGGCUACCAUUUAAUCCCCAAAUUCCGCGUCGUGAAACCCCAGUGAGCGCGGAAAUAAAACUAGGGGGAAUGCAAACGUGGGAAGAGUGAAAUAAACAGCAACUGAAAUCAGCAA
Molecule: messenger RNA, 1229 nt
Organism: Leucoraja erinaceus (little skate)
Lineage: Eukaryota; Metazoa; Chordata; Chondrichthyes; Rajiformes; Rajidae
Product: probable E3 ubiquitin-protein ligase TRIML1
Exons: 2
Coding region: 1-1029 (342 amino acids)
Molecular function (GO): protein binding
Source: RefSeq, a predicted model, not a curated record